AUGCACUGGCAUGAUCUUGGUAACCAGGGAUCAAAAGUAGAAGUAAGUUCAAUAAAAGUAGAAGAGAAGAUGGAAGGCAAAAUGGAUAGCAAAUUUGAUUUUAAGGGCAUCAGUUCAAGUCAGACGUCCAUUAUGGGUGACCUUCGGAGACUUCUUAACCAAGGAGAAUAUUCUCCUUUUACCUGUGCUCCCAUCUUUGAAAGCAAGUUUGUUGAGGUUAAUCAAAGAGGGGAACGAAUUUCUAUCCAUAACCGAACCAGCUGCGUGACCAUUGGCAUCUGUGCUGCCAGUCCUGGUUCACCAUUGCCCAAUGCAAUGCUGGUUGCACGUGAGGUGUCCGUGUCCCCACAGGAAAGUGUGCCAACCAUCUGGAAAGCCUCAGAGCAGCCAUCCCAAAAGGAACAGCUCGAACUUACCAGGUUUUUGCCCUUGGAGCUUGUGGAACUUGCUGUCCACAGCAGAGAUCAUCAUCACCUCAUGAUAAAGUUAGUAAAUGGCCGUUCCUAUUACCUAGAGCUCUGUGCCCCACCAGACCAGCAAGAACACCUCUUCCACCUGUGGCUGCAGCUCAUCUCUCUCCUGAAACCCCCAGAAAAUACCAACAAUACCAAAGUUGAUGUAAAAGAGAAAGAUUUGGGCAUGUGUCACGAGAAAGCUCCCAGCCCAAACAACCCACCAGAAAAUAGGGAUGACCCACAAGAUGUGCCUAACCCCGAAACAGAGAAAGAAGAAAUUACUGAACAAGCCCCCUCCAUCAAAGUUCCCCUCCCAGCUGUAGUAGAUGCCACAGACAAGACUGAAAAGGAAAGAGAAACCUUUCACGGCUCCCUUCCACCAACUCAGCAAGAAAACACCAAGCAGCCAAAGAAUAAAAGUCCUGUGGAUAAACAGCGGAGCAAAAGCACAGAAAAGAGAAAACCCAGGACAAAUACAACGAAGAAAAAAAGUGAAAAAAAAGUACAUACUUCAGGAUAUCAAAAGAGUGCCAGUAAAUCAAGUAGACUGCUUCAUGUACUAUCCCGAGCAAUAAGUAAGAAGGUAUAA
This is a messenger RNA of Chaetura pelagica (chimney swift), 1044 nucleotides long. RefSeq names its product family with sequence similarity 71, member D (gene GARIN2). Gene Ontology annotation, cellular component: nucleus. Bases 1 to 1044 code for a protein of 347 amino acids. The transcript is spliced from 7 exons. The record is from RefSeq and is a predicted model, not a curated record. NCBI's taxonomy places the organism in Eukaryota, Metazoa, Chordata, Aves, Apodiformes, Apodidae.